AUGGCUUUUCGAAGACGAGAAGACCAGGCUGGAAGUAAUGCAGGCAGUGAACUUAGCCAUGGCUCUACGGCUACCAAUGGCUCCAGUGGAGAUUUGGAACUCAGGAUGAAAGAUCUGGAAAAGCAGUUUGCGCAUCGAAGACCGCAACACCACCGGCGUAUCUCAGACGCUGCUCCAGAGGGUACAGACAGAGAAAUUACAUUGUCAGAGCGAUUGAGGCAUUUCACAUGGGCCUGGUUCACGUUGACCAUGAGUACGGGAGGUUUGGCGACCCUACUCUCGGUGCAACCACACAAGUUUACAGGACUCAUGACUAUUGGCACAAUCGUAUACAUCUUCGAUCUGGUACUUUUCGUGAUUCUCUGCACGGCCAUCACAGCUCGCUUCAUCAUGUAUCCUGGCUCCUUCCACAAAUCACUCAAACACCCUUCGGAAGCUCUCUUCUUCCCAACCUUCUGGCUAUCUUUGCCGACAAUCAUCGGGGGCAUGAACAACUACGGUGUGGGAAACGUGGGCGACUGGCUUGUCGUAACACUGCGCGUUCUUUUCUGGCUAUACUUUGCUUGUACUUUCCUCGUCGCUGUGUGCCAGUACUGGUAUCUCUUCAUGGCAAAGCAGUUACUCGUCAAAUUCAUGGCACCCUCUUGGAUCCUACCAAUCUUCCCCGUCAUGCUGACAGGAACACUUGCAAACAUCAUUGCUAAGAACCAGCCUCCAGAGCAAAGACUUCCCAUCAUUGUCGCUGGUGUUGCAUCUCAAGGACUCGGAUGGACGGUCGCAGUCAUGAUCUAUGGCAUCAUGCUAGUCAGAUUAUUCCAGUACGGUCUCCCUCCACCACACGCACGACCCGGCAUGUUCAUCUGUGUUGGCCCUCCUGGGUUCACCAUCUUGGCACUGAUUGGCAUGUCAAACGCAUUGCCCGAGGGUUAUGGCUACUUUGCUAGCAACCCUACAGCAAUACCGGCUCUAAAGGCCAUGGCACUCUUCGUGGGUAUUUUUAUCUGGAUGAUUGGACUCUGGUGGUUCGCAAUCGCCCUUGUUAGUGUGCUCGCUGGCAUCAAGAAGAUGUCGUUCUCACUUGUCAACUGGGCAUUGGUCUUCCCGAAUGUCGGUUUCACCAUUGCAGUCAUCAACAUCGGUCAGCAAUUAGAAAGCCAGGGUAUUCAGUGGGUGGGCAGUAUCAUGAGCAUCUUGAUUUUUGUCAUGUGGCUCUUCAACCUAGUCACACAUGCUAGAGCUGUGUUGACCAAGCGUAUAAUGAUGCCUAAUCAAGACGAGGACCAAGGAGAGGAGGAAGAGUACUGA
Aureobasidium subglaciale EXF-2481 is the source of this 1305-nucleotide messenger RNA. RefSeq lists its product as uncharacterized. NCBI's taxonomy places the organism in Eukaryota, Fungi, Ascomycota, Dothideomycetes, Dothideales, Saccotheciaceae. The coding region runs from base 1 to 1305 and encodes 434 amino acids. Gene Ontology annotation, cellular component: membrane. The transcript has 2 exons. Gene Ontology annotation, biological process: malate transmembrane transport. The record is from RefSeq and is a predicted model, not a curated record. Gene Ontology annotation, molecular function: malate transmembrane transporter activity.